Cuscuta campestris is the source of this 1856-nucleotide messenger RNA. The record is from the annotation of a GenBank genome assembly. Lineage: Eukaryota; Viridiplantae; Streptophyta; Magnoliopsida; Solanales; Convolvulaceae.
GGAAAAGAUUUAAAAUAGAGGAAGAAGGGGGGCUCAUCUAGGGUUUUCGGUGGGGGUGUGGUUCAUCCGGGCAUGAAUUUCUGGCGGAUGGAUGUGAAAUUAUUGGAUGGCUACUGUGCACAAUGGAGAGAAGGUCGUACACUCUUGCUCGUGGAUGAAGGAAACCAGGGAGUUACAGAGUAUUAAUUUGUUUGAUUCUUCAAUUUUUUGUUUCUUUAAUUAGGAAUUGAAAUUUUAAAAUUUCAAUUAUUAUGAAUUUCCAUAUCCAAUAUUAUAUAAAAAGGGAGAAUGAUUUUUAUGAUAAAAUGUAUAAAAGAAAUAAUUUUUUAUUAUUAAUAUUGAGUUGGUGCAUUCAUGGAGGAUAAUGACAUUGAUUCUAUCAUUGAAGAGCUUCGUUUGGAGAAUGAACUCUAUGCUCAAAGUCUAGCCCUUAAUCCAACCAUACCAAGAUUUGAAUUCUCACUUAGUGACUUUGAAUAUAUUCCCAUCCACCCGGCUAUUUCUAUAGCUUCACAAGCUUCCCUACCUCAACCCAAGGUUCCAUAUCCUAUUUCUAACCCUACAUCAACACCUUCGUCUUUACCCAUUAAUCCUCCAACCUUACCAUAUCCUCCCCCUUACUUCAAUGGUCUAUAUGUGGGUUGGCCUCAAGCUUAUCCUACGCCAAACCCAUAUUACCUUGCCCCUUAUCCUUACUAUCCUCCCCAAACAUUCCCUUGCAAUCCUUAUCAAAGUGGAGAGGUAGUGGGAUCUAAAAAGGAAGAUACACCGGUGGAGGAGUAUUUAGAGAUAGUGAUUGAUAAAGGUGAGGAGCCGUUGGUGUUGGGUACUAUGCAACCGGAGGUCAAAGAAGUGAGUGACAUUUUAUUUGAGCUGGUGGUGGAGGAAUCUGAUUUGGGAGAGAUCAUGGAGGAGCCACUUGGGGAUGAACCCGAACAUCUAUUUCUUGAGGCUCCUCCCGAGCAAUCUAUGAAGAUCAAGGGAGGCUUGAGCGUAGACUCUUCAUUAUAUGCCUUUGAGAGAGCUACAUUGUGCACACACCCACACCUUGAGGGCCAAACUCCAUUCCUCCGGCUGGCUUUUUUCCCUAUCACCAAUGAUUCUUUGGAAUCCGCUACAGUUGACUAUCCGAAGCUUUGCCUGUUCUCUGAAGACCCUCCCUCCCGGGUGGCCCAGCUGGAGGAAAAGUUGAAGAAGGGGGAGGAGCAUAAUCGGGAGCUCAACGUCGUGAUCAUGCGGCAGACGGACAAGAUGGCCAAACUCUCGAAGAUGGCCGGGGUAGUAGGCGCGGAGAACCUCCAGCUAAAGGAGGAGAACACUCAAUUGAUGGAGGAGGUCUCCCGUCUGAAGGGGAUUGUCGAGCUGAAGGACCGGGAGCUACCCGAUAGAGCUCGUCAAUGGAUGGAGAACUUGGAGGAUGCUACCCGGGUGUUCACUCCCCCCCCCCCUGAAAAUGACGAUGAAAUCCUUCAAGCUGCUCUACCGGGAGCCCAUUGGUAAGGAAAUGAUCACGACCGUGGGCUCCUAUGGCUUCAUGUCCGGCCAGAAGCGAGACCGGGAGGCUACUCAUGCCAUUCUUGCCGAACGAGACCCGGACUUCACGGCUGACUCCUAUGGUUUGGCUUCGAUCCCUGAUGACGAGCCUGCUCCCCCCUUCCCCUUAGAGUAGACUUCCCCGGGUAUGCCCGGUGAUUUCUAUGCAAGACACUUCAACCUUUUAUCAUUUGCCCGAGUAUGCCUGGUGUACUUGUAGACAUUGACAUUUAUCUUUAUUGAAAUGCCAUGUUUAUGUAUCUUUCCGGUUAGCUUCGUAUACUGCUUGAUAUCUUGUUUCUCAAUAACUUAGGAUUUGUUAA